AUGACACAACUGGUCGCUGUCGCGGGUGAACCGGUCUAUCUUCCAUGCGACAUCGCCACUCAUGAUGAAGAGGAUGCGGUGCUACUGGUGCUAUGGUACAGAGAGGAUCUUGGAACCCCUAUAUAUAGUGUGGAUGCACGUGAACGUGAUUUCGGAGUCGCCGAGCGUUGGUCAGACGAAAGCGUUUUCGCGUCCAGAGCGUACUUCCUGCCGGAACGCAGGCCCGCCGAGCUGGGCGUGGACCGCGUCAGAGCGUCGGACCAAGGGAUAUACCGGUGCAGAGUCGAUUUCAAGCAAGCCCAGACGAGGAACUCUAGAGUGAAUUUGACAGUAAUCGUGCCGCCCAGUAAAAUGGUGAUAACGGACGAUAGAGGAAAUGUGAAGCAAGCCAUCGUGGGUCCUUAUAUCGAGGGUGAUACGUUCACUCUAAAGUGCGACGUGUCCGGAGGUCGGCCCAGGCCGUGGGUGAAGUGGUACCGCGACGAGUUGGAAGUGGACACGGCCGCCGCCGCUCUUCAGGGCAAUUCGGUGCGGGGCGUCAUCCACGUGGGUCCUUUGACGCGGGCGGAUGUCCGCGCCGCCCUAACAUGCAGGGCGUCCAACCACUUGAGGGCGCACCCCAUCGAGACGACCCUCACUUUGGACAUGAACUUUCCACCGCUGACCGUGCACAUACUCGGUUCAAAUCAGCCACUGUCAGCGAGUAGAAGAUACGACCUUCUAUGUCAAAGUUCCGGGUCUAGGCCACCAGCCUCCAUUACCUGGUGGAAAAACGGUCACAGGAUAAACAAUGCGAAGGAAACGCUGUCGUCUGAUGGAAACACAACAACUUCUACGGUAUCGUUGCAAUUAACUAAAGCUGAUGCUGGUACCAAAUUAGCCUGCCGCGCCUCAAACCCUCAGAUGCCUGCCGUAGCCGCCUUGGAAGACGACUGGUUAUUGGACAUACAAUAUGUGCCCGAGACAACGGUCCGAUUAGGAACUAAUUUGGACCCAAAGAAUAUAAGAGAAGGUUCAGACGUGUACUUUGAUUGUAUAAUUAAGGCCCAUCCUUACGUUUACAAAGUGGAGUGGAGGCAUAAUGGAAAAAUGCUAGUACACAACGUCGGGCACGGUAUUAUUAUUACGAAUCAGUCGCUCGUUCUGCAAGGUGUCGGAAGGAAAACCGCGGGCAAUUAUACCUGUGUGGGAUUCAACGCAGAAGGUGACGGAGAGAGCAAGCCGUUUACUUUAAACGUUUUAUAUGCACCUACCUGCCGUAGCUCUCAGCAAAGAGUCCACGGAGUGGCGAAACAGGAGCGCGCUCAUAUAACCUGUCACGUGGACGCCAAUCCAGCCGAUGUCAGCUUUCGUUGGACAUUCAACAAUACGGCGAACAGCAACGAAGUCAGCGACAGCUACGUGUCGAGGUCCGGCACCAGUUCCACCGUGACCUACACCCCUCAUACGGAGAUGGACUACGGAACUCUGCUGUGCUGGGCGCACAAUCGAAUCGGGAAGCAGCGCGUGCCUUGCGUGUACCAUAUCAUAGCGGCCGGCCGACCAGAUCAAGUUCAUAAUUGUACCGUGGUAAACGCAUCUUUGACAUCGUUCGGAGUUCGAUGUUCGGAAGGGUUUAACGGUGGUCUACCACAAUCAUUCCUGCUCGAAGUUCGUGAAAUAUUAUCUCAGGACAUUAUAGCGAACGUCUCAAGUGCGGUUCCCCGUUUCACCGCUGUCGGCUUAGAGCCGGGGAAGACAUACGCUGCUGCAGUUUUGGCAUACAACGCUAAGGGUCGCGGCGAUCCUUAUCCUCUGAGAGCGAGCACAUUAAGACCUCCGGAAAAGCAUCACGUGCAUGACAAGAGCCUUGAUCUGCCCAGAACUGCCUUUCAAAUAUCAGGAGCAAUGUCAGCGGCGGUAGGGGGCGGUGGGAUCUUGAUGAUUGUUCUGGUGCUAUUUAUGGUGGCCGUACGCCAGAGGUGCGCAAAGAGGAAGCCCAGGUCGGCACCGCCACCAUCUUCUCAGCCAGCGUCACCGGACAAAUUAAGAGAGAAGGAUGACAGUGAGAGCGAUGACAGAAAUCCCGACAUAAUCCCAUCAGAUACGGACCAGAUGCAGAUUGACUACUUCCGCCAACAGCAAGUCUCGACAAUUUCGCCACCUCCCGGAAACAAGGCGCCCCGGGGAAGCGUGGCCGGGGUGCGAGGAAGUAUACCCGGAUAUUGUCCGCUUCGUUCUAUACCACCGUCAUUACAUCCACCACCUUCGCACGAUACCUCGACUGCACCGUCGAGCAUUCCGCCGCCAGCGCGGUUCGCUAGCGGUGCGUGUACGCUGCCGCGCGGGGCGGGCGCGUGCACAAGCGGAGCGGGCAUCCCUCUGCAGCAUCUGCGCACGCUCCCUCGCCCGCUGCCCGCCCCCGCCCCGGCUCCACGCCACACCCCGCGGGACACACCGCUC
Molecule: messenger RNA, 2442 nt
Organism: Iphiclides podalirius (scarce swallowtail)
Lineage: Eukaryota; Metazoa; Arthropoda; Insecta; Lepidoptera; Papilionidae
Source: the annotation of a GenBank genome assembly